Messenger RNA from Aspergillus homomorphus CBS 101889, 344 nucleotides. RefSeq lists its product as uncharacterized. Bases 93 to 344 code for a protein of 83 amino acids. NCBI's taxonomy places the organism in Eukaryota, Fungi, Ascomycota, Eurotiomycetes, Eurotiales, Aspergillaceae. The transcript has 3 exons. The record is from RefSeq and is a predicted model, not a curated record.
CACUAUCGAUAGAUACCCAGACAUAUAAACAGAAAUCAUCCAGACUACUCAAGUACAAUACAACCAACCCCUUCCCGAAUACCUCAAUCACAAUGCCCCUCGUCGUUCCAGGUAUCAACAACACCAGCGGCGGCUCAGACAUGGAUGCCUGGGCGCAGAAGCUGAUGGGGAAGACCGUCACCGAGCAGGGAUCUGGCGAUGUGAAUUCAUUCGCUAAGAAAGACCUGCCGGAGAGGCAUCGGAUUGUUAAGCCCGGUGAUGCGAUGACGAUGGAUCAUCAGCCUGAUCGGUUGAACAUCCAUGUGGAUGAGAGUGGGACGGUUCAUAAUGUCAACUUUGGUUGA